Penicillium arizonense is the source of this 315-nucleotide messenger RNA. RefSeq names its product YqaE/Pmp3 family membrane protein. Bases 1 to 315 code for a protein of 104 amino acids. The transcript has 3 exons. Gene Ontology annotation, cellular component: membrane. NCBI's taxonomy places the organism in Eukaryota, Fungi, Ascomycota, Eurotiomycetes, Eurotiales, Aspergillaceae. The record is from RefSeq and is a predicted model, not a curated record.
AUGGCAGGCACUUGCUCGAUGCUCUGUUUGAUCGUCAUCACAUUAUUCAUUCCUCCCCUGGGAGUUUUCCUCAUCUCAGGCUGCGGCGUCGACUUCUGGAUCAACGUCCUCCUCACUAUCCUCGGCUACUUCCCCGGUCACAUCCAUGCCUUCUACCUAGAAUACGUCUACUACGACCGCCGCAACCGCGAUCCCCUAACUCGGACCGCCCAACGACCAGCCCCUGGUGUCUACUCUACUCGCAUCCAAAACGGAGGUCAUCAUGCGCAUUCCCCGACACAUGCUCCUGCCGAUAGGGGCUACGGUACUAUGUGA